AUGUCUCCCUUCGAUAUACCUGACAUUCCCCAAGAUCUGCGACUGCAAUGGAUGCAACUUACCGGUUCUAGGACUCGCGAUCUUCGCAGCCUGUAUACCAGAUACAACAUGAUCCAUAUUCCCAUCCUAGAUGUCCGAUCCUUUUGCCGGCUAGCCAUCGCAGAAGCCAGAGUGGCCAAGGACGGCGACGAUCUGUGCCAAAGGGCAGAAAACGUGGUUGAUCAACAGCUCAAAGUCCUUUACUCAUUGAUGCAUCGUAUCUAUUGCGACAGCCACGACCCGACUCAAACUUCCUUGUCAACAGACACUGCCGCCUACGUACACAGCGCCUGCGUAUCAAGCAGCCUGCAAGCCAUGGUCGAAGCCAUAUGCAAAAUGGUGUAUUCUCGUCAAGGUGGGCCGGACGACCUCCAGAAUAAUCCACACGUCGAGUUGGGAGGGAACGACGAAACGGAUAGUAAUGGGGAUGAGGAGAGCGAUUUUGCGCCGGAAACACAGUACUUGCCCGCAGAAUAUGGCAUCAUUGAUGAUGAUUCGAGCGAUGAGUGGUAUCUAGGGCAUGGCAGCAGAGAUGUUCAGGAGUUGGGGGAUGCAUCGUUGCUACCAUCACCAUCUGCGAGGAAAAGAAGCCCUCGAGAAACGUCGUUGAUAUCACCUACGUCAUCGACUAUUGAAGAGCCGCUUCCAUCUGAUACACCAAGAACCAGUGUCGCUGAAACGUCACCCUCGCACACAUCAUUGGGACCAAGCAUACCCAAACAUCGGUCAUCAUGUCCCUCCCAUGCUAAGAGGGAAACCAUAGCGCAUAGUGAGCCCGUCGAUAAUGAUACCCAGGGGACGAAACCAGAGAGUCACUUGGAUGGAAUCGAAAGCGAUGGCUCAAAUACCGAAAAGAGCCUAGAAGCAUUGCCCUCCCCGAAUUCAUCUCCAAAUCACCAAAGCUCGAAAGUGACCCCAGAAAAUACAUCACACAACUGCAACAUGGCAUCUAAUACGACGAUUGGGAGUGCCGAUCAUUGUAGGGAUAGCUCGCGACUAAAUGGGAAAAGAAAGCGGCGCGAUGAAGAUGGUCACUCAUCAUUGAAACGAACUCGUUCAGAAUAG
This is a messenger RNA of Metarhizium acridum CQMa 102, 1104 nucleotides long. NCBI's taxonomy places the organism in Eukaryota, Fungi, Ascomycota, Sordariomycetes, Hypocreales, Clavicipitaceae. The record is from RefSeq and is a predicted model, not a curated record.